Molecule: messenger RNA, 927 nt
Organism: Hemicordylus capensis (graceful crag lizard)
Lineage: Eukaryota; Metazoa; Chordata; Lepidosauria; Squamata; Cordylidae
Product: gastrokine-1-like
Exons: 7
Coding region: 1-876 (291 amino acids)
Biological process (GO): regulation of cell population proliferation
Source: RefSeq, a predicted model, not a curated record
AUGCAUGCUUGUACUCAGCAGAGGCGUAGCAAGUCCCUCGUCCACUGUGGGGCUCGCAGCCUUACCGCUCUGGAAAGUGCUGCUCACGGCCAACAUCAGGAAGAGGAGGAGCGGCGGCAGCAGCCGCGGGGCCGCCACGCAGGGCUCUCGAGGACGCACGCGCCUCAUGUUGGGCUUCGCGGGCUGAAGCACGCUGGGAGCAAGUCCAUCCCUCGGCGGGUCUUUUAUCCCUCCAAGCCCAGGCUGCAGCGGAAGGAAGCCGGGGGCGGGAGCCCUGGGCCACCAUUGAGGGGGGAGUCGCCGCCGCCGCUGAGGGCAGAAUUGCUGCAUUGCCAGGUCCUGAGCAUUGCUCUUCUGGGCGUUUUCCUGGCCCCCAUCUUGGCCAGUGAUAAUAUCAGUGAAAAGAACCAGGGAAAUGUCGGGGGGAAUUCCCACCAGUCCGUGAACAUCGAUAACCAAAAGCAGGUGGUGAACGUCGACAACAACAAUGGCUGGCACUCUUGGAACACCCUUUGGGAUUACCGCAGUGGGUACAUGGCGACCCGGAUACUCUCCAAGAAAGCCUGCGUGGUUACCCGAAUGAAUAAGCAGAUCAUGCCGGAUAUCACCACUCUUCCACAGGCCAUCAGGGAAAAGCAGAAGGAUAAUUCGAAAGGACCUGCCCGAAAGGAUAUCACAUAUGUGGUCUCUCCCAAGAGGAUCACUGAUCUGUCCCCAUAUGGGAAGAGUGUUGAAGCCAUGUGCAAGGGCCUUCCGACCUACGCUGCGUAUGAAGUUAGAGGGAAAAACUUCUUUUACUAUAGUGGCUCCUGUUUCAGAGCUAACCUCCUCUGCCUUUUGGGCAUCAGCUUCUGUGGCGAAACGGUGGACUAUUAAUCAGCCUCCAACUGCUCCGACCUGACAACUUGCCCAGUGCUUAGAUUAAAA